Eimeria acervulina is the source of this 1689-nucleotide messenger RNA. RefSeq lists its product as hypothetical. The record is from RefSeq and is a predicted model, not a curated record. Gene Ontology annotation, cellular component: nucleus; SWI/SNF complex. The transcript has a single exon. Gene Ontology annotation, molecular function: transcription coregulator activity. Lineage: Eukaryota; Apicomplexa; Conoidasida; Eucoccidiorida; Eimeriidae. Bases 1 to 1689 code for a protein of 562 amino acids. Gene Ontology annotation, biological process: regulation of transcription by RNA polymerase II.
AUGACAACUACUAGCGUGUCUGCGUUGCCUUCCACACUUGUAGGUACAGCGCAAGAAGAUGAGUCUGCAAUUGUUGAUGCAUCUCAGCAAACAGAUGACAGCCCUGAAGAAGAAAUACAGUUAAAAGAAUAUAUUGAUAAAGAUAUUUUUUCUGACGGAGCCCGCCGGGAGCCAGCACCAGAGACACGAACAACAAGAGAGUCUGCUGCAGCAGCAGGAAGAAGAGGUAGUCGCAGCAGCAGCACGCAUAUCCCUCUAGAUGGUCUUCAGAUCCUUGCAUUAGUUGCUGCUAUUGCUGCUAUUGCUGCAGCAAUAGCGCUGCAGCUGCUAGCGUUGAAGACACCGAAAGCUGUGCAGCCGGAGCAGCCAACUCCUGUGCUUCCGGGUGGUGAUGCUGCUGCUGCUGGUGAUGCUGCUGCUGCUGGUGAUGCUGCUGCUGCUGCUCCUGGGGGCAGCCUGCUGCCGUCUCAAACACCUUUAAGCUUACAGUGGCAGCUAGCAGACCUGCAAACAGAAGCAACAAGAUUAACAAGACAAUGGAGGCGCAGCAGCAGCGAUGUGCAGAGACAGUUUCUCAACCUGUAUCUAGAAGAAGAGACAGAAGAAGAGACAGAAGAAGCAGCAAAAGAAGCAGCAGAAGAAGCAGCAGAAGAAGCAGCAGAAGAAGCAGCAGAAGAAGCAGCAAAAGGAGCAGCAAAAGGAGCAGCAAAAGAAGCAGCAACAAACACGCAGACAGGGGUACACCCCAAGCUCGACGUUUUCUACAAGCCUGUUAAACAAUUAGCAGAAGCCGUAUCUGCUUUUGUGGCGCAGCAGCAGCAGCAGCAACAACAACAGCAGGAGCAGCAGGAGCAGCAGGAGCAGCAGCAGCAGCUGCUGCUGCAGCAGCAGGAUAUAUUAACUCGCAUUCUGCUGCUGAAGGCUGGUGUUCAAGCAGCACGUCUGCGUUUAGUUGCGUUAGCUGAAGUAGACGGGCUUCAGCAGAAGCUGGAUGAAGCACAGGCAGAGCAGCUGAUACUGCAGCUGAAGGCGGUACGUCCAGGAGAAGACGAAGCACUUCACAGACAGUAUGUAGAAGAUUAUUAUUGCGGCGAAGAGAUGAUAAACCUGCUAAACAAAGUGUCUCCUCUUGAAGCCCUGGACCCCACAGGCGAGCUGCUGCAGCAGAUCGAAGAGAUGAAGCAGCAGAUUGAUUUACAUAUUGUUACACGCGGUCUAGGCAGCAGCUUUCUUAAAACUAUAGUGUAUCUAAACGCAACAGCAGCUGCAGAUGCAAGCAUCUUUGAUGCAUACAAUCCAUUCGGUGCUGCAGUAGAAACAUUGCUGCAGAUGCAGCAGCAGCAGCAGCAGCAGCAGCAGCAGAAAGAAGAAGAAUCGCGUGCAGGUAAAGGUAUAUUAGAUAUGCCGAUUUCGUCUAUGGAGCUGAUGACAGAGACAGUCGAUGACUUUGAAGCAUAUAAAUCUUUAAAUCCUAUUGCAUCUGGAGCCGUAAGAGAAGCCCUCUUAACUUGGACUGUACAGGCAGUUACGGAUGCUGCGAAGCUUAUCGACGACUGGCAGGAAGAUAUAUAUGCGCAGACAGAAGAGAUUAAUAAAAAACGCAUCCCUGCAACUUUAGCUGAAGAAGAUGAUACAGAAACAAGAGAUGAAAAUGCAUUCCUACUCAGGGUACUCGUCAACCUACUCUAA